Messenger RNA from Dermacentor andersoni, 2666 nucleotides. Its product is annotated as protein MIS12 homolog. Gene Ontology annotation, cellular component: chromosome, centromeric region; nucleus; MIS12/MIND type complex. The record is from RefSeq and is a predicted model, not a curated record. Gene Ontology annotation, biological process: kinetochore assembly; mitotic cell cycle; mitotic sister chromatid segregation. NCBI's taxonomy places the organism in Eukaryota, Metazoa, Arthropoda, Arachnida, Ixodida, Ixodidae.
GCGGUCUUCACACCUCCCAAUUCUAGCCACCCUAACUAGGACAUCAUUACGAAGCGCGCGUAUUUUGCAGCAGCUCGCUCGUUUACGGCCCUAGCUUAAGUUCUAAGCUGUAGCUGGUCGCCCAGCAUUUCAGAGUAGCGAUUGUACUGCUCGGACGAACGCUGGCCCUCCCUUCGACCGAAAGCAUGACGGAUGACAGCUACGCUGUCCAGCAUUUUGGCGUCUCGCCCAAGAGUAUUGUUGGCAGAGUCUAUGAUAUCUGGUUUGACUAUACAGAGAAAUGUCUGGAUGACCUCAAGACUGCAUUACAGGACAAGGCAUCCGGCCGCAUUCCUCCUGAUGAGCUAGAAGCAAGUGUGGAGUCCAUCUUUCAAGAAAUGGUCACUGAAUUUAACAAGAAUGCUGACAAAUUAGAGGAGUUCGUGCAGUCCAACAUCACACACGUGCCAUCGCAUGUGCUGCUCCCUGAAGAUGACGUGCAUCGGCAGUUGCCCGACGAGAGGAGACCGAGCGUGUCCUCCCUUAGGGCACAGCUCGGGUCGCUGCACAGGCGCAUUGCUCAGGAGACUGCACGACAGCAGGCCCUUAAGGAAGAGCUGGCCCGACAAGAUGUUUUGCGAGAACAACUACGAGCCAAGCUGCGGAGCAUUGAGGAGGUGGCUCAGCAAGCAGCUGCAAUGAGCAACAAGACCACCAUGGUGCCAGCAGAGGGUGGUGCCCGCUUGCACCUGGACACUCAAGAUGUGCCGGGACUGUGCAGAAAAGCUGAAGGUCUCUCGGGAGCCACUGAACAGUGCGGAGACACGUAGAUGCUUCGAUACGGCGGUGCAAGGGAUUUUGUAACUGUUGCUCCCUUUUUCACAUUUGUCAUUACACAUAAAAAUCAUGUGUAAUGUAGAGUGUCUUCGAGAGUAUUAUGAAACAGGGAAAAAAAAUUGUAUUAGUCAAGUGAUACCUGAACAAAUAAUUGAGGAAUACUAGUCAGGUCUUCCUUAUUGCUUAUUAUUCAUUAACCCUUACAUAGUACAGCACAGUCAUAGUGCAUGAGUCAGAGAGAAAGAAAUAAGUGCUGCUUCUUGAUAUACUUAACAAACAACUACGAAUUUUGCUAAUGAUUAUUUUGUACUGAAAAGAUUUUGCGCCAAAAAACAACAAAUCAUCACUGUUGUCACUGUUGAUAACUUUUUAGUCCUUUUAGAAUUUUAUCUCCGAAGUACUUUUAUCUUGUUUGACGAGCAACCUUACCUGCAGAAGAAAGGCAUAUGCAUAGGCUCUUGCAUAGCCCCUAUACUUUGCAAUAUCUUUUUACCAUCUAUCGAUCGCUCUUUACACGAUAGUUUUAAUCAUUUUAUUAAUGACAAAGUCCUUAAAGUAUUUCGCUGCAUUGACGACUUUUUAGUGGUUUUAAACAAGCAGAGCUCCGUUUCGAAUGAGGCUACAGUGAGCAGUGUUUUAGAUGAUUUUAGAAACCUGGGGAAAGGGCUUUGUUUUACUUAUGAGUUACCGCAUAAUGGUUUGCUCCAGUUUUUAGAUUUACAGUUAAAGUUUUCAGAUGGGCACAUUUGUUGGGCUUACUCCCCUCUUGCGCAAAAAGGGCUCUUGCCGUAUAAUUCGGCCCACUCAAAGGUAGUGAAAAGAGGCAUUGCGAACCUCUGCCUAGAGUCUUCGCUCCGGAAGUCGUGUGUCCAUGAGAUGCAAGCAAGUUUUGACAACCAAUUGGGCAGGCUCGUUGCAGCUGGCUUCCCUGAGUCGGUCUUGGUCCCUGUGGCAGAAACGCUUUUGAAGAAGUUGAAGGCUGGGGUAAGUAGGGUAGAGCCGAAGAAAAAAGAGUGGCCUAUAGUGGUCCCAUACAUCCAUAAAGUCACGCACAGCCUGAAAAAAGUGGCUAACCGGUAUAAUGUACCGGUGGUGUUCUCCCCUCCCCAAAAGCUUGCCCAGCUAAGCCGUCGCAUAACUUGCGAAAGCCAAAUGCCUGGCUGUCAGAAGAAACAUGGUCAGCGUUUCGUAAAGUGUGCCACAAACGUGGUAUAUGAAAUUCCUCUGUCCUGCGGGAAAUCCUACAUUGGACAGACGGGGCGUUGUGUCAACGACCGACUUAGGGAACAUGCAAAAGCUAUAAAGAAUAAUGAAGGUGAGCGACUUGUGGAUCACUGCAGGGCUUGCGCCAAUUGUUUACCACGGUUCCGCGAUGCGAGGAUUUUGGGUAGAGGCAAGCAUCAGAGAUCACGUGAAACAUUGGAAGCCUUCUACAUCAAGAAAGCGGGUCCGAACUGUGUUAGUGAUACGUCGGUUUUUCUUUACGAUGCUGAGCUGAAGUUUCUAUCACGCCUACUCUGAUAAAACCUUGUACUCCAUGUUGCCUUGUACGCAUGCGCGGUGUUGUGGAGGGCUAUAUAUGUCGAGUGCUUUCACCCUCAUUAAACAGUUGAAGUAGCGCCCGUGGUGUCGUCGUCUUUCUUGUGUUUGUUGUUUUUUGGCGCAAAAUCUUUUCAGUAUGAAUCACCAACUAGCCCAGCACUUAACUCUUCUAAUAGAUUAUUUUGUAUACUUCUUUUACCGAAAUUUGCCAAGGGAGGUACAUUACAUGAUUACUUAUAUUUGUACAUAUUAUAUAGACAUUUGAUGGACCAGAAACUGCAUAAUAAAAUACAAUAGAAUUCUGUUAA